Molecule: messenger RNA, 1316 nt
Organism: Rhododendron vialii
Lineage: Eukaryota; Viridiplantae; Streptophyta; Magnoliopsida; Ericales; Ericaceae
Exons: 5
Coding region: 162-1160 (332 amino acids)
Biological process (GO): protein peptidyl-prolyl isomerization
Molecular function (GO): peptidyl-prolyl cis-trans isomerase activity
Source: RefSeq, a predicted model, not a curated record
UAUGAUUUGAUUAUACAAUGCCUAUAAAAGCAAUAGAUUUCAAAUCAGAUUCGUCGGUUUCUCAGGUCAACGACUGACCCUCAUUACUGCCCAAAUCUCAGGGAUCCAUUCCAAGAUCCCAAAACUCUUUCUGGGUUUCUCUCUCCAUCCCUCGAUCUCAAAUGGGUCGGAAGCCAAUUGACUCCGAACCCACUCGCUGGGCCCCUCUGGCCCUCCUCUUGAUGGGUCUCCUCUCUUGUACAGUGGUCUACAUGUUUGCAUCAACGGUUUUGAGAAACACCAAUGAGUCUUUGGAAAUGGUCGGGGGACACGGUGGGGAUGACGAGGGUUUAGAGAGAGAGAGUGGGGAGUGUUGUAGAGGGAUGGAGAAUUUGGAGCUGUGGGGGGCUGCUGUGAAGUGGGGUUCUGAAUUCAAGUUUAAUUCUUCUGAGGAGUGUUGUAGAGCUUGUAAGGCCAUGUGUACGGGGAAUGAUGGGCCUUGUUUGUGUGACACUUGGGUUUUCUGCGGGAACCGGGAUGCGUGUGGAUCGCAAUUCGGUGAGUGCUGGUUAAAGAAACAGAAAGAUACCUUAGCUCCUGAACGGCAAGAGGCAGGAAACAAGGUCAGUUGGACGUCUGGCCUUAUCUUUGGAAAAGGCGAGGGCAUUGUUGGCUUGGAAACAGAAUAUGGCACGCUUCAUAUAAAGCUUUUUCCAGAUUGUGCUCCAUAUUCGGUUGCCUUCAUUCUUGAGUUGUUGAAUGUGCGCCACUGUGCGGGUUGCCAAUUUUAUCGUGCAGAGGGUCGUGGCCAAAUUUGGGACUCACAAGGAAACCACUUAAAAGAUGCUUCCUUUGGUCCUCCAUUUGCAUUGAUUCAAGGAACCCUUGAAGCCCAGGGAACCACCUUCCAGAAGAUCCCCAUCGAAGUCUGCCCAGACAUCAGGAGAGGUUCGGUUGCUUGGAUUGGCUCCGGUCCAGAAUUCUUUAUAAGCUUAGCAAAUCACAAAGAGUGGAAGAAAUCAUACACUGUGUUUGGUUCUGUUCUUCCAGAAGACAUGGAAAUUGCAGAGAAAAUCGCACACCUCCCCACAACUCCCGAUGUUUGGAACAACAUUAAUGUUUCGGUGUUGGAAAAGCCCGUACCCUUGCGGAUUCGGCAGAUUAAAAAGGCCACUGCUUGAGCAGCUUGUCCGAAUGGUUUGAUCUGGAUGCUUGUUUAUACAUAAGUAAAACUGAUGGUGCAAAUUAACUUCCUGUGUACUGUUGUUUGUUGUACCUGUACUCAGUUUUGUAACUCCUUCCGGUAAUGAAGAUAAAUAAACGAUGGAUUUCCGGGA